AUGUCGGUCAAUUUAUUUUUUGGUAAGCAUUGCUUCAAAAUCGUUCCAAAUAAAACGGAUCUAUGUAAGUUCUCACAGAAAAAAGAUUAUUUUCUAGAGCUAGAUGUCGCUCUGCACAACGAUUACCAUCCCAAAUGUGACGAAAUCGUCCAAUAUUCGUUUUUGGCUAAAAAACCGACGGUAAAAAUUCCGAUUAUUAUGAAUGACGAUUUUGCUUAUGUUACUAUCGUCAUCGGUCCGGCAGAUACCAAACAUCAAUCGAGUAUUUAUCGGUUUAAAAUUUAUUUAUUUGAUAUAUCCGAUAAAAGAUACAAGUUUUUAAACCGUUUUGAGAAGGCUCUGUCUCCACCAAGGUCGAUAGAACAUAGGUACGAAUUUUAUUUUUUAGAAAUCGAAAAAUCUUCCAUUUCAGAAUUUGUACGUUUCACGAAUGCCCACCUGAAAACAACUGAGAGUUCAAUAUCUAUUGAAGAAGUCAUUAUCAUACUUCAAUCUAGAAUAUUCUGCUUAUUCCUAAUCGGCGUCUACACGAUUCGCGUUGCCAACUGUCGUGAUCUCGCAGACCGAAAUGAACCGUGCUACAAUUUCGAUUUCAAAACAUAUCCACAAUGCGAAAAUCCCGUCGGCAUAAAUAUAAAUACUUACCUGAAUAGACGCUCCGGAUAUCGAGAACUAUUCCGAUGCUCGGAAAGUAUUCGCACAGCCGAUAUAGACCUGCACAACCCUUUCGAAGUUCAAAUCGAUUGCAUGCUAAACGGUUCAAGGUACGAGGAAAUGAAAAAUAAAACAUUUCUGCUGGUGGUGUUCAGGCAGAACUUCGAUUUGAGCACAAUUUGGAGACACUGGGUGGUUACCUUUAAAUCUUUCAAGCCCUUCUACCAUUAUUGGCACCAGGCAAGCCUGGAGAAAAGUUUUACGAGAUCGAGUUUCAGAUUUCUAGUUUUCAAACUUGAGGCUGGCUACCUGAGAUGGCCUGCUAUCAAUAAAGGCAAGGUGAACUGGGAUUUCAAUGAAUUUCUGCUGAGGAAUGAACUCUGUGAUGAGCUGGUGGCCAGUUCGUCACUUCAUUUGUCCAGUUUCGGCUACCAUUGA
Helobdella robusta is the source of this 1092-nucleotide messenger RNA. RefSeq lists its product as hypothetical. The transcript is spliced from 2 exons. Bases 1 to 1092 code for a protein of 363 amino acids. The record is from RefSeq and is a predicted model, not a curated record. NCBI's taxonomy places the organism in Eukaryota, Metazoa, Annelida, Clitellata, Rhynchobdellida, Glossiphoniidae.